This is a messenger RNA of Clupea harengus (Atlantic herring), 756 nucleotides long. It is a transcript of the gene spag17, whose product is annotated as sperm-associated antigen 17-like. Gene Ontology annotation, biological process: axonemal central apparatus assembly; epithelial cilium movement involved in extracellular fluid movement. The record is from RefSeq and is a predicted model, not a curated record. The transcript has 6 exons. NCBI's taxonomy places the organism in Eukaryota, Metazoa, Chordata, Actinopteri, Clupeiformes, Clupeidae. Bases 1 to 696 code for a protein of 231 amino acids. Gene Ontology annotation, cellular component: axonemal central apparatus.
AUGCCUUUACAGUUCAUGGUUGUGAUUGUAAGAGAAGAUGGCGUCAUCUCCGUGCAGGAGGCCAGCGGGUCUAAGGUGGUGGAACAUGCAGAUGGAACCUGCAUCACGACGUUCUAUCAGGAGGCCAAAGAAGGCCAAGUGCAUGAAGACAUGCCAUGCCGAAUGAGGAGAUGGGUGAUGGUAAAGCAAAUAGGCUUUCCCACUGUGCUUAUGGGUGAUGACGGCGACUGCCACCUGCUGUUUGGAGAUGGAACAGCCAUCAUUGCCAGCUCCAGUGGGUCUUAUCAGAUCAUGCCCUUCAGUUCUGGGGUGCUUUCCAUUAAUGACGAAGGCCAGGCCAUCUACACAUCUCAACACAGGGGGACCACAGCCCAAAACCUGGAGCCGAGCAGUUACGUGAUGUCCACCUCCGCAGAUAUUUUGUGUCAUGUCACUGACGAUGCAGGAAACCUAUUUCAGGUAAAAGCUGAUGGUCAGACAUCCGUGACUGCUGUUACUGUGGAAGAGAACAAUAGAAAAGACUGCCUGACAACAGCACACAUACCCAGGUUCUUUGUGGCACGUGGAGAUGGCUCUGGGUUGGAGCUGCUGAGCUCUCAGACUCUUGAGGAGCUGCUGUCGGAGGCGUACGCCAACCCUGCCAUCGCUGUUCUGAAAGAACUCAUCCCGCAAUACACAGGCAGGUUCAGGCUAUGACAACACUACCAUAGAACAUUCAAAGAAUUCAGAUACAUGAACCCCUGUUGGCCUUCACCA